ACACACACACACACACACACACACACACCUAUUCCCCCACUCCAACACGCACACCCAAACACACUAAUCUUAAAUUGACAAUAUUCACAGUUUCACACUCGUGGUGACAACAAACGUACACGUCUUUUUAAGCAGAGGCCAGAGUCGAGAGAGGAACACGUGAGCACUGACAGGAGCCUCGGAAGGGGCAAAGCAUGUACGAGUAAGAGUAACACACCAGUUCGUCACUGAGAGAGCAGCGGGUGAGGACGAAGAGAAGUGUAUGUAUCCUUGGCACCUCAGCAUGGAGGGAGACACUCUAGGUCUCUGAUGCGUACCAAACUUCAAACCAAACUUCAGGCUCGGUCACUCUGAAGCGAGGCGUUGUGUUGGGUGACUGGUUCAGGCUGUGCAGGUGGUGUGUUAAGGUCUACUGAAGAAGUGGGAAAUUCAGGAGAUGGUGGCCGCCGUCAGGGAGGUGCUGGGAAGCGAGGUGCUGCAGGGAACCGGAGAGCUGGGCGGGGGACUCAUCAGCGAGGGCGAGGUGUUCCUGACGGACGUAGGGAAGGUGUUUAUCAAGUGGAACAGGAAGGAGAAGGCGCUGGACAUGUACAAGGGGGAAACGGCGGGUCUGCAGCAACUCGGGGCUAGCGGCGUGGUGCGGGUGCCGGAACCUCUCGCCGCGGUGGAACUUCCCGGGGGCGGCGCGGCGCUGGUUCUAGAGUACCUGCCCAUGAAGGAUCUGCGCCACCACUCCCUCAACCUCGCCCGCCAGCUGGCCAGGCUGCAUCUCCAGAACCCCCUGGCCACCACUCACCCGGGCGGCAGUCGCGUGAGGCACGGGGACGCGCGCUCCACCUUCGUGCCUCACUUCGGAUUCCACUCCCCCACGCCCUGCGGCUACAUCCUGCAGGACAACACCUGGUGCGACGACUGGCAGGUGCAUCCUGUAGGGAAAGAGAGACAAACAUUUUUUAGCAGAAAGCUUCAGCAACAGAUUGCCAUGAUCGAGACAGAGUACGGGGAUCGCGAGGUGCUGGAGUUGUGGUCGAGACUUCAGACACAAAUGCCUCGCUUCUUCGCGGGCGUGGAGGUGCUUCCCUCGCUCUUGCACGGCGACCUAUGGAUGGGAAACUCGGCAGAGACUCAGCAAGGGCCAGUCCUCUUUGAUCCUGGAGUUUUUUAUGGCCACCACGAGUACGAUAGCGCCGUGUCGGCCCUCGUCCCGCCUGGCUUCGGAGAGAGUUUCUGGGCCGAGUACCACGCCGCUGUGCCCAAAGCUCCUGGCUGGGCGACGAGGCAGAAGCUGUACAGGCUGUUCCACAAAUUCAACCAGUGGAACCAUUUCGGCCGUCAGUAUCGGACAGGUUGCGUUAAGCUGAUGAAGGAAUUGUGUGGAUGAGGCACCAACACUACGAUCAACACGAGAUAGGGCGAGACUCAAAGAAUCAACAGAAACCUCAACAAAUAAGUCAACUGAAGCUCAACAUGUGACAGAAAACAUUCAACAGAAGCUCCAGUGGAAAAUUGAACUCAGAGCUUGCUACGAGACUCAAUAUUAAGGUCAACGAGAAGACAAAUACUCACCACAAGGCUCAACACAAGACAGGCGAGACUCAAAGGGUCAACAGAAGUUCAACAAAGGAGACGCAGUGCUUACUAGGAAACUCAUUAUGAAGGUCAACUCCAACACUUAAUUGCAAAGGCGAAAGUUAAAGGGUCAAUAGAAGCUCAACAAAGGACAGUGAGCACUCAACAGGAUGUCCAGUAGGAUGCUUAACUUGAGGGUCAACCCGAAGACCAACAGUGACCAAUCCCAUAUAUGGCAGCAUAUUUGGUAGCACACUUUGGUGAUAGUCAAGAGGCACAGUUUGUGAGUCCCUGCUCCAGAAAAACCUACCGUGUUGGGAAUCGAACCCCGGACUCGAUCAUUUAAGCCCAGAAGGUUAUCGGUUAAACAAUAGGUGCACUCAUUACUUAAGCAGGUAUGUGGAGCUUCUGUAUUUGAGUUACUACAGUACUGAGGGAACAAAAGCUGGUAUGGGAUUGCAGUACUGGGCCGCCCCUAAGCAAGUGUAAAAGAGACUUAUUGACUGAUGGUCUGCAUUCUUUGGCUCAGUGUCUUCCAGUUCCCACGUUCAUAGGUUUAAUAGAUAUAACACUGCAUUAGUUCAAAAUAAAAAAAAAAUAAAAAUUAUUAUUAUUA
This is a messenger RNA of Scylla paramamosain (green mud crab), 2185 nucleotides long. Its product is annotated as fructosamine-3-kinase-like. The record is from RefSeq and is a predicted model, not a curated record. NCBI's taxonomy places the organism in Eukaryota, Metazoa, Arthropoda, Malacostraca, Decapoda, Portunidae. The transcript has 9 exons. The coding region runs from base 437 to 1381 and encodes 314 amino acids.